Labrus mixtus (cuckoo wrasse) is the source of this 2939-nucleotide messenger RNA. It is a transcript of the gene dgat1b, whose product is annotated as diacylglycerol O-acyltransferase 1b. Gene Ontology annotation, biological process: triglyceride biosynthetic process. The coding region runs from base 286 to 1818 and encodes 510 amino acids. The transcript is spliced from 17 exons. Lineage: Eukaryota; Metazoa; Chordata; Actinopteri; Labriformes; Labridae. The record is from RefSeq and is a predicted model, not a curated record. Gene Ontology annotation, molecular function: diacylglycerol O-acyltransferase activity. Gene Ontology annotation, cellular component: endoplasmic reticulum membrane.
UCGUUUCUCUUCUUUGAGUAAAUCCUCAGUCUGACUCACCUCCAGGUUACAAUGUGCAAAAGUCAGUCAAGUUACAUUUCCACAUCCAGGCUGCUGUCACAUCAUGUGGCGUCAUGAACACACACACCGCCAGGUCAACAGUACGGAAACUUGAGCUUUGGGCGGAUAGUUUGGAAGUCUCAGCUCCCUUCAUGGGCUACAACGCCACUAUGCUAGCAACAGGAAUGCUACUACUUUAGAAGUAAACUAUAAGUAGAUUUGUAGCUGUUGUUUUUGUGUUUCAGUAUGGGUGACUCGGACGUGGCCAGGGCCUCAACUCGCAGGAGACGGGCGACUUUCGCGGCGGGACGCAGUGUCAGUCUGCUGCCGGUGAACGGGAAGUCUGCAGCGGGCUAUCGGAGCUCACUGCCCGCUGGCAUUAGCAGCCUCAAUGGCCAGGGAAAACCAGACUGUUCACCGGAGACAGUCGGCUCUAAAUCAAAGAGUGAGAAAAGGAAACGGAGGAGUGACAUAGGAGACAGACUGAGCUGCCAUAAGACCCAGGAGUCCUUGCUGAGUUCAGCCAGUGGUUACAAUAACUACAGAGGAAUCCUCAACUGGUGCGUGGUCAUGCUGGUGCUGAGUAAUGCCCGCCUCUUCUUAGAAAACCUCUUAAGGUACGGUGUCCUGGUGGACCCCAUCAAGGUGAUUUCCUUGUUUGUGAAUGAUCCGUACAGCUGGCCAGCAGCAUGCCUGCUGAUUGUGUCCAACAUCUUCAUCGUGGUGGCUCUCUACACAGAGAGGCAGCUGUCCAAGGGUUCAUUCAGUGAAGUUUUGGGAUUUCUGGUCCAUUGCACUAACCUGACAAUCAUGCUAACAUUCCCUGCUGCAGUGGUCCUACUGGUCCCCUCCAUGACCCCAGUUGGAGGUGCGUUCAUUCUUGGUACUUACACCAUCCUCUUUCUGAAGCUGUACUCCUACAAGGACGUCAACAGGUGGUGCAGAGAGCUGAGCACCGUCAAGGCCAAGAAACUGGCCAGAUCGCUGUCCUGUCCCUCAGCACAGCACCCCAGGGAAGUUAAAGUGUGUUACCCUGGAAACCUCACCAUCAGAGACAUGUACUACUUUGUCUUUGCUCCGACUCUCUGCUACGAGCUCAACUUCCCUCGCUCGCCUGAGAUCCGUAUGAGCUUCCUGCUGUGGAGACUGUGUGAGAUGAUGUUCUUCACACAGCUGUUAGUUGGUCUCACUCAACAGUGGAUGAUUCCCGUUAUUCAGAGUUCCAUGAAACCAUUAGAGGACAUGGAUCUGUCCCGAAUGACCGAGAGGCUUCUAAGAUUAGCUGUUCCUAAUCACCUGCUGUGGCUCGUGUUUUUUUACUGUUUCUUCCACUCGUCUAUGAACUUCAGUGCUGAGCUGCUGCGCUUCGGAGACCGACAGUUCUACAAGGACUGGUGGAACUCUGAGACGGUGACAUAUUUCUGGCAGAACUGGAACAUCCCAGUCCACAAGUGGUGUCUACGCCACUUCUACAAGCCGCUGCUGAGGAAAGGAUUCAGUAAAAUAGUCAGCCAAUCAGCUGUCUUCUUCCUGUCAGCUUUCUUCCAUGAGUACCUGGUGAGUGUUCCUCUCAGGAUGUUCAGACUCUGGGCCUUCAUGGGUAUGAUGGCACAGCUUCCAUUAGCCUGGAUUGUUGGUACCUUUCUACAUGGUAACUACGGCAACGCUGCAGUGUGGAUCUCACUCAUUAUUGGUCAGCCAUUCGCCGUCUUGAUGUACGUCCACGACUAUUACGUCCUGAACUACAGACAGGAGAUUGACACGCACACACAAAUAUAAAGAUAAACACACACACACACACACACACCUUUCCAUCUAUUGUCUCAUUGUUUCUAUACAAACACAUCCAGAUGGUACGUUACUUGUUUUGUUUUUUGUUUUUUAUUUUGCAUACUUAAUUAAUCCCACAGGGGGAAAUUCUGGUUCAUACUCUGUUAUUGAGGGACAUGCUUCUCACACACAUGCACAAACAGGACCUGUGGACGUGCAUUAAUGGAGUGAUGUCAGAGUUGGGCUGCUACACACACUUCUCGAGGGGGCAAGCCAGAGCGGUCAGGGUUCAGUACCUUGCUCAACCUCCCCAGCUACCAGACUAACUUCCAUAUUAUGGUCCGCAUCAGUGCUCAAACCAGCGACCCUCUGGUUCCCAACCCAAGUCCCUAAGGACUGAGCUACUGUGGCCCCCUCACCCAUGUCAGCUUGAUUUUCAGGUUUACAUUUAACAACUCACUCUGUGUUUCCUCCUGCUGAGGAAAAACAUCCUCAAGCUGGGAAAGGUACAAAUAACAAACGGGGAAACAUUUAAGUGUAGAAGUUGAAUACUGAAAUACUACUUCAAGUUUAAAUGGGAAUUUCAGUCCUGUAUCAAGUGAUAUCAUCAUGCAGCUUCUCACUCAGGAGAUUUUUCUUCCUGCAUCUUUUUUUUGAAACCUCUGAAAGCCAGUUUGACCUGAAAUGUUUGGGCUGAAGAGAUAAACUUUUGACUGUGGUACUUCAUAAAGCUUCCAGUAAAAGUUUUGCUCCUUUCUCCCUGAUUUAAAAAAACAUAGCAGCAGAUUGAAGUUCUUUUAAUAAUGUAGUGUCAGAGAUUUUAGAUCUUUGGUCUUUCUUCCAGAGCAGCUUGAGAUUGAACUGCAUUAGCAAAAAAUGAAUGUAUUCUGUUGGUUAUUAUUUAAGGACAGUUUUUAUUUUUGUGGAAAUGCCUGCUUUUCUGUAGUUAUGUAUUUUUUUAUGCAGUGCCAUUGCACUAACACAGAACAUAUCCAGUCACUUAAAAAAGUCUAUGCAAAAGACAAUGAAUAAGUGUGUUUAUAUUGUUAUGCUACUAUCAGAUGGGCGGUAUUUAUGUGUGAUGAUAUUUGUAAAUUGUGAUUGAUAAUAAACAUGUCAAGAAUUCUUGA